CCACCACCAGACCUCUCUACUGCCACCACAAUGGAUCUGGGCGACGAAGGCAGUUCUCCGUGGGGAGAUGUGCCGUCGCGAUCAAACUCGAGCAACAAUCUAUCCAAAUCGAAUGACGAUCACCUCAAGGCGUCAGAACCCCUCGAAUCUUCCAAGAGCACCGCCGCCUCCGUUCCCAAUGUCUCUGCAGCCCCGCGAUCACCAGCUGGUCGCGGACGCAGGCGGCAAUAUGGCACCCAGCCCACUCGACUAGAAGCUGUAGAUGACCCUCUUGGGCCAUUGGGAGCUCCAACACCACCUUCGCAAGUUGAUGAACCUCCGGCGCCUCCGCAGAAAGAGAUCGCAUCGGCGCGUAGGCAACCCGCAAACUCGUCGACAACAUCUAUCCGGAGCAUGAUGGACUCGGUCAAUCUUGACGAUGACGACGAGGACAAUGUUACGGCAGGACCGCGGAUACCGCCCCCGGUGCAACCAGCAAACAACACCGCACCUCAGCGGCAGAUACAGCCCAGCGUCAGCGUGGAGCAGGCAGCGAAGCCGUCCUUUCACAUCACCGUGGGAGAUCCCCACAAAGUGGGAGACCUCACCAGCUCGCAUACGGAAUACACUGUCACGACAAAGACUACCUCAAAAGGCUACCGUAAUCCCGAGUUCACCGUCUCUCGCCGCUUCCGUGACUUCUUGUGGCUAUAUACCCAACUUCAUAACAACAACCCCGGCGUCAUCAUUCCGCCGCCGCCAGAAAAGCAGGCAGUGGGAAGGUUCGAUCCAGACUUCGUCGAAUCGAGAAGGUCUGCCCUAGAACGGAUGCUGAACAAGACCACGGCACAUCCAAUAUUACAGCAUGACGGAGACCUGAAGCUUUUCUUGGAAAGCGACGCCUUCAACGUCGAUGUUAAGAACAAAGAGCGGAAAGACCCAGGCCUGAGCGAGAGCAAGGGCAUGUUUGGCUCCAUCGGAAUAUCUGUUGGUGGAGGUGGAAAAUUUAUCGAGCACGAUGAUUGGUUCCACGACCGAAAGGUCUAUCUCGAUGCUCUCGAGAACCAGCUCAAGGCUCUCCUCAAAGCUACAGACACUGUAGUCACACAACGAAAAGGACUCGCCGAGGCAUGUGGAGACUUCUCAGCAUCACUACAUUCGCUCGCUGCUGUUGAACUUUCGCCAUCUCUUUCGGGCCCGCUUGAUGGCCUAUCGGAUAUACAAAUUCGCAUUCGUGAAUUGUAUGAGCGCCAAGCUCAGCAAGAUGUUUUGACGCUAGGCAUUGUUAUUGACGAGUACAUUCGUCUCAUUGGGUCGGUCAAGACAGCAUUCCAGCAGCGACAGAAGGCGUAUCACACAUGGCACAACGCCGAGUCGGAGCUGCAGAAACGCAAGACGAACCAGGACAAGCUUCUCCGGCAAGGCAGGUCACAGCAAGACCGACUGAAUCAGCUUAGCGCAGACGUUGCGGAUGCUGAACGACGUGUUCACCAAGCGAGGUUGCUGUUCGAAGACAUGGGCCGGUUAAUGCGAGCGGAGUUGGACAGGUUUGAAAGGGAGAAGGUUGAGGACUUCAAGUCUGGCGUGGAAACUUAUCUGGAGAGUGCGGUGGAAGCGCAAAAGGAGCUAAUAGAGAUAUGGGAAACGUACUUGAUGCAACUGGAUGCCGAAGAUAGCGAGGGCUUCGGAUACGCUCAUCCUCCGGCGGGCGUCCAGGCUGCGCCACUACCAUCAGACUCCAAGGCGGAUGAGAACGACAGGCCGGCGAGCCAGGGGACGGACACGGAUACUCUUGCGACGGGAGAUUCGACACGAGACUUGGACGACUAGUUGUACAUAUACCAGCCGCGCCUCUUAAUCUACUUCAUUGCUCCUCGAACUGGUACUGCUCUGCUUAAGAAAUGGUAUUACUUUGCCAGCGUUAGCGAGUAAGGGCGAAGGCUCAUUCUUCGUUGUGCGUAUAUAUACAGUCGACACAUUAAGUACAUACAUGCACGGAGAAGCGCAACCGUUUGAAGCUCAAGAGUGGGGUAUCGCAAUAGCGGAGGCUCGUCCCAGUGUGGGGAGAUCCGGAUAGCGUAAGUACAACCUCAGGCCUAGAAGCAUAGCUACCCCAGAUUUCUCCCCUUCCACGCGUCCCCCAAGACGGCACGUUGUAGCUAUCUCCAGCCUUGUUCUCGAUGAUCUGAUAAGGGCGAGCAUUACUUGCCCAAAGCGUGCUGGCGCUGGAUGCGAUUCCCUGCAUCUCAC
This is a messenger RNA of Mytilinidion resinicola, 2229 nucleotides long. Its product is annotated as vacuolar protein sorting-associated protein-like protein vps5. The transcript is spliced from 6 exons. Gene Ontology annotation, cellular component: endosome. The record is from RefSeq and is a predicted model, not a curated record. The coding region runs from base 31 to 1809 and encodes 592 amino acids. Gene Ontology annotation, biological process: retrograde transport, endosome to Golgi; protein retention in Golgi apparatus. Gene Ontology annotation, molecular function: phosphatidylinositol binding. NCBI's taxonomy places the organism in Eukaryota, Fungi, Ascomycota, Dothideomycetes, Mytilinidiales, Mytilinidiaceae.